Messenger RNA from Syngnathus typhle (broad-nosed pipefish), 4423 nucleotides. It is a transcript of the gene impg1b, whose product is annotated as interphotoreceptor matrix proteoglycan 1b. The record is from RefSeq and is a predicted model, not a curated record. The transcript is spliced from 18 exons. NCBI's taxonomy places the organism in Eukaryota, Metazoa, Chordata, Actinopteri, Syngnathiformes, Syngnathidae. Bases 364 to 4080 code for a protein of 1238 amino acids. Gene Ontology annotation, biological process: visual perception.
AAGGCGGCUAACGAGAUGAAGCCGGGCGUCCACGUGGCGGAUUACGAGCCGCGAGAAGAAGGUAAAGGGAUUAGACCCUAAACAGAAUCCGCUGUCGUAACCUCAUCACUGUUGCCGCUCUGACGGGAAGAGACCCGAGGUCCAGCCGGGAUUCCGGGAGUGUCCCACCCUCCUCUUUCUCACCCGCUUCGCUCCCUCUGCUCGUCCAUCCAUGCAGCCGUUUCUACCGGCCACUGGGAUCCCACCGAGGCACCCAGGAACUUAGACAACAACUCGGACGGCAUUCAUUAGGAUAUUUCUACACACUCUGCAAGAAGAGGCAUCCUGGACAUCUUGUAUCAACACCUUGGAAUUUAACGCAUCAUGCUUUUUAAAUUAAUACUAUUCCUCUUCAUUUGGUGUCCGCUGGGCCUCCAAGCAAGUCAAGUUAAAGACAUCCAGCACCACGGUAUUUCCGGGCUCCGGGAUGUUAAGUAUCGGCACUUUCUAGAAGCUUCUAGAUUGACAAAAUACAACAGUAACAAAGCGAGCGAGGAAGGACAUCGGAGGAAGAGGUCGACCAUUUUCACCACUGGUGUCAAAGUAUGUCCCCAGGAGACCAUAAAAGCUGUCAUCGGCAGCCAUCGAGCAUACUAUAAACUCCGAGUUUGUCAGGAAGCCAUUUGGGAGGCUUUUCGCAUUUUCCUGGACCGGGUGCCAAGCACUGAGGAGUACGGAUCUUGGGUUUACACCUGUCAACAUGAAAACCUCUGUAUGGACGAUCUGGCUCAGAACUUCAGCAGUUCUCAGGAGCAUCUGGACAUGGUGGCCCGAAGAGUGGCCGAGCAAGCUGAACUUAAAGGUGUUGUCGUGGAAACAGCGGCACCAAGGGUGGAAUGUGACUUAAAAACAAGCACCAGGACCCCCCCAGUGAUUCUCAUUCCAACAGAAGCUGAAGAGAUGAAAGAAAAGCCGAAUAUGAUAAAAGAAAGCUAUGGGGAGUACAUUGUAGAAUUCAACGCGACCAUUGUGGAGCCAUCGUACAUCGAGUUGCUGCAUAACCCCCAGGCAGCUGAUGCUGAUGACAUCACCGGAGAAAUAACAGACAAGAUACUUCAUGCACUUAAAAAAAUUGCAGGAUUCAAAGAAAUUCGCAUGUUGGAAUUCAGGUCACAGGAUGCCAUUCUCCAUUAUGCUGUGGUCUUUAAUGGAGACACGGAACAGAGUGAUGAACCGGGACCUCCAGACGGACAGACACAUGUGGAUGCUCUGAAACUGAGACAAAUGAUAGUGAAAGCUUUACAAAAGGAGCCAUCACUUCCGCUGGACAUACAGUAUCUCACCUUUGAAGUUGUAACUACUGCUUACCCAGAUGCCGCUCUCAGCAUGUACACCACUGGGAGCGGGGAUGCCAUCAAGGUCACUGAAGAGAACAUCACACCAAAGUUCUUCCCCACAGUGGCAGCGACAGAAAAUGCAUUUGAAAGUACCACAAUUCAACCUCAAAUACACAUCUCGGUGCCUUCCUUACUGACCAUCCUCCCAGAAUCCACCUCUGAACCUACAACCACUGAUGAGGUGCCAGUGGCAGCAGCAGUGGAGGAUGUCUCCGGAGGUGAUCCUUCGGGGGAGAUGACUGACCUCAUCAUGGCAGAUACAACACCGGAGGCCAUCCUAGAACAAGGACAAGAGGCGAGGGUCAUUGACACAAGUACAAUGGAAGGUAACAGUGGAGAACCUGAAGGGGCAGACACAAGGGAGAAUGAUUCGUCAUCACCAGACUCCAAUCCUGAAAUGCUGAUCAUUGAUGAAGCUCACCUCUCUGGCACAGAAUCCGAGUUGUUGUCACCUGAGGAUGUUAACAUAGGCAUGGAACCAGAGCCUGACCUGCAGCCUAUACCGUCACUUGAGGGCAAAGAUGACGCCCCUAUCGAGUUUACCAAUGAAGUGACAAGCGUUGCCGCCACCAAAGCCUCCAUUGAUGUUUCCAGUGUAGCAAACUCUUUCAAUGAAGUAGUCAGGAAUAUAGUUAAUGAAGUUCCCAGUGAAGCCUCUAUCAAAAUACCUAAUGUUGUCGCCAGUGAAAUUCCCAGUGAGGCCUCUAUCAAAAUUUCUAAUGAUGUCGCCAGUGAAAUUCCCAGUGAGGUUCCAACCAACUUCAUACAAGACCCUAGUGACACUUCUAGUGAUACCUCCAGUGAAGCUCCAAUGGAAGUCCCCAAUGAUGUGUCCACCAAUGUCCCCAGUGAAGCUUCCAGGGAGCUUCCCAACGAAAUCUCUACUGAAGCCACCGCUGAAGUAUUCAGUUUCCACAAUAUCCUCAUUGAAUCCACCACUGAAGCUCCCAUGUAUGUUCCUAGUGCACCCACCAUUGAAGUCAUCAGUGAACUCCCAAGUGAAGCCCAAAGUGGGCUCCAAGUCGAAGUCUCCAGCGAUGUCUCAACUGAAGCUGCCAGCAUGACCCACAAUGAAGCUCCGAGUGAAGUCUUCAGUGAAGCACCCAGUGAGACCCACAGUGAAACUGCCAGCAUUGCUCCCACUGAAGUCCCCAAUGAAGUCUCCAGUGAAGGUUCUGUGGAGGUCCCCAGUGAAGCUCCUAAACCAGUCCCCACGGAACCACUUAGUGUCUCCAGUGAAAUACCAAGUGAGACCCCUGGGGAAUCUCCAAGCGAACCCCCUACCCCAGUCCCAAGCGAAAUACACGAAGUCGAGUCAAGUGGAAUGAUCCCAGCUUUGGUGGAGCUUCCUUCAGAAAACUCUAACGUCCAGGACGAUGUAGAGUCAAACCAGGGUGGGACAGAAAUGACCGAGCCACUGGAAGAGGACAUCAGUAGUGUUAGAUACCCUUCCGAGACUGACCAGCGGUCCACAGCCGCUCCAGCCUCAAGACAAGCCAGCACUCCUGUGCUGGCCGCGAUACGGCAGAGCAGAGAGUUAGUAGUUUUCUUUAGCUUGAGAGUGACGAACAUGAUGUUUUCUGACGACCUGUUCAACAAGACCUCCCCAGAAUAUAAAUCACUGGAGAACACCUUUCUGGAGCUGACUCAACACUCUGGGCCCAGAAAGCCGCCAAAUCCUGGAGCAUCCAGUAAAUCUGGGCCUAGGAGACAGACGACUUUAGCCUCCAUACCGCUUUUACCCUACCUUGAGUCCAAUCUGACCGGAUUCAAGCAACUGGAAAUCCUCAACUUCCGCAAUGGCAGCGUGGUGGUGAACAGCAGACUGAAGCUGGAGAAAGAAGUGCCGUACAACGUGACUGAGGCGGUGCAUUGUGUUCUGGAAGACUUCUGUAGCGCCGCAGCCAAACGUCUUGACAUUGAGAUCGAUAGCCGCUCGCUGGAGAUAGAACAAGACGACGAAGCGGACCCGUGCAAGUUCCUGACCUGUAAUGAGUUUUCACGCUGCGUGGCGGACAUUUGGAACAACGAGGCCGAGUGUCUGUGCGACCCGGGCUACAGCUCUGUGAAUGGCCUUCCGUGUCAGAGCGCAUGCGACCUGCAGCCAGACUACUGCCUCAAUGGAGGCUCGUGUGAAAUUAUCCCCGGCCAUGGAGCCACAUGCAGAUGCCCUGUAGGCAAAUACUGGCACUACCAUGGGGAGCGCUGCAAAGAGCUGGUUUCGGUACCAUUCGACCCGUCGCUAAUUGUAACCUGCCUCGUUGGGAGCCUCUGCCUCAUUUGCGCCAUCAUCGGUAUCCUGGUGUUCGUUAACAAGAAGUACACAGCAACGAGGAAGGCGGUGACUUUGGUGCACAGCCUUGCUCCCUAUCCUUUUGAAAAUACUUUGAGGGUCAACCCAGUAUUUGAGAAUGACGAUGGCAUCUUAAGCCAAGUGUCCACACUGCCGUAUCCCACCAGUUUGGCCUCGUCUGGCUCUCAUCAUUCUGAGCAGGAAGUGUAUGCCUCAGUUGAAAACAUACAUCUCAGUAUCGAGAUCCCCAGACAACUCUACACCACAAGAUCCGAAAAGUUAAUAUCGGAGUUGGUGGACUUCCAUCAAUGCAUUCCGCACAAUGAGACGUGGAGGCUGCCAAAUGAAUACAGAUCGUGUUUUCUUCUGUGGACAUCAGACGGCGAAGGCAGUGAGGCCACCAUGGUGUGAUGGCGCGUCCCUGGGUCACCGUUGCUACGGCAACAUAGCGAGCAAAGGAUCUCCCCAAAGUCCCCGUAAAGUAUUAGAUGAUGAAUUGUUCAUAGUGAUGAAUGUGUCUUGUUAGACAGCGCUAUGGAUAUUCCAAUGUGUGCGGAUUGCCGUUGUUUUCACGUGGAAUCGAAUAUUUAUUACAUAAAAUGAAUGGUAGGAAAAUUGCCUGUAUGGCUAUUCUUCCCUCACAAUGAGGUAUUUAUUAUUUAUAGUGACACACUUGGUGGUAUUUUAUUUUAGACGUUCUUUUUAUGCGCAAUUGUUCCGCCUCCAAAAUUACAGAAAAAAUUAUAUCUUAAAA